ACUCCACCAGUCACCACACCACACCACACCACACCACCAGGCCUUCCCAUUUCUUUAUUCUCUCUCCUUUUCUUCCCAAAAAAUAAACAAUAUAAGUUCUUCAAGUUCACAGAGGGGAGAGAGAGAGAGAUGGUGCGGAUAAUUCCCAUGGCGUCUUCAAUCAGACCCUCGCUAUCCACGCUGAGGUUCGCCGGAGCUUCUCGCCUGGGCUUUUCCUUCGCUUCCUUCACUCCUUCCCGGCGACUCGCUUGCUUCCAACUCGCUAGUGGUUUUGUGAUCAUUUCGACCUGCUUGAUGAUUUUGAGUUGUAUACCAGCUGUGCCACAGUCACCGUCUUUCGGUCUGAAAGCUUCUAAGCUGUUGAGAGGAGAUGGUAAAACCACGGGGGUGGCUGCUGCUGGAAAUGCCGCGCAAGCUAGCACAACGGCUUCCCCUGAAAAUGUCCUAGAGUGGGUCAAACAGGACAAGCGGAGGAUGCUCCAUGUGGUUUACCGCGUUGGAGAUUUGGACAGGACCAUAAAAUUCUACACAGAAUGCUUAGGAAUGAAAUUGUUGCGAAAGCGUGACAUACCCGAGGAAAGAUACACCAAUGCUUUCCUUGGGUACGGGCCAGAGGAUUCCCACUUUGUUAUUGAACUCACUUACAAUUAUGGAGUUGACAAGUAUGAUAUUGGAACUGCAUUUGGUCAUUUUGGUAUUGCCGUUGAGGAUGUUGCCAAGACUGUGGAGCUCGUAAAAGCUAAGGGUGGCAAGGUAACUCGUGAACCUGGUCCGGUCAAAGGGGGAAAAACAGUAAUCGCAUUUAUUGAAGAUCCAGAUGGUUAUAAGUUCGAACUAUUGGAAAGAGGGCCUACCCCUGAGCCCUUGUGUCAAGUUAUGCUUCGUGUGGGUGAUCUUGAUCGAUCCAUAACUUUUUAUGAAAAGGCUUUUGGCAUGGAGCUCCUUCGCAAAAGAGAUAAUCCGGAAUACAAGUAUACUAUAGCAAUGAUGGGUUAUGGCCCCGAAGACAAAAGUGCUGUUCUGGAGUUGACAUACAAUUACGGGGUCACUGAAUAUGACAAGGGAAAUGCUUAUGCUCAGAUAGCAAUAGGCACUGAUGAUGUCUAUAAAACUGCUGAAGCAAUUAAACUCUCUGGGGGCAAGAUUACUCGGGAGCCUGGGCCAUUACCUGGUCUAAACACAAAGAUCACUGCUUGCUUGGACCCUGACGGAUGGAAAUCGGUUUUUGUGGAUAAUGUUGAUUUCCUCAAGGAAUUGGAGUGAGUUAUGAGAGGCUUACGCGUACCCAAGCUUGUGAUAUUGAAACUGAAAUCUCGGGCCAAGAUGAUUCUAUGAAGCUGUUCUCUUGAACGAAUGCAUUAAAUCCCCGUUUUGUAGAUAAAAUUAUAAUUAGCUUUGAAUAACCAUUGUAACAAAUAUUUAUCUCACGAUAGCGUUGCAGUCAUUGUAAGAAAAAGGAAAAACAACAAUUAGUUUUGCAGUGUUACUGUUA
Molecule: messenger RNA, 1492 nt
Organism: Pyrus x bretschneideri (Chinese white pear)
Lineage: Eukaryota; Viridiplantae; Streptophyta; Magnoliopsida; Rosales; Rosaceae
Product: probable lactoylglutathione lyase, chloroplastic
Exons: 9
Coding region: 130-1263 (377 amino acids)
Cellular component (GO): cytoplasm
Molecular function (GO): lactoylglutathione lyase activity; metal ion binding
Source: RefSeq, a predicted model, not a curated record